Leptopilina boulardi is the source of this 3182-nucleotide messenger RNA. RefSeq names its product GPI inositol-deacylase (gene PGAP1). Gene Ontology annotation, biological process: endoplasmic reticulum to Golgi vesicle-mediated transport; GPI anchor metabolic process. Gene Ontology annotation, cellular component: endoplasmic reticulum. Gene Ontology annotation, molecular function: phosphatidylinositol deacylase activity. The record is from RefSeq and is a predicted model, not a curated record. Lineage: Eukaryota; Metazoa; Arthropoda; Insecta; Hymenoptera; Figitidae. The coding region runs from base 279 to 2969 and encodes 896 amino acids. The transcript is spliced from 11 exons.
ACCGCACUAUGAAACGUGUAAACUAACCUCAAACUUGUCACAAAAAUCCAAAUUUUGACAAGUAUUGUCUCAUCAACAAUGAUUUUUAUUGUUAUUGAGAAAUAUUUCACUUUUCUACUUAUUGAUAAAAAGUAAGGAGAAUGUUAUGUUUAUCAAUCAACCCUUUACCUUACAAAUAUUUGUUAUUUAUUAAAAUAUGACUUUCUUUACUAUAAGAAAUUGUUUUUAAAAUGAAAAUAUUUUAAGUUACAUCUAUACACAAUAUCAGACACUUCAAGAUGUUGGGAGUUAAGAAAUUUAUUAUUUAUGGAGCUAUUUUAUCGGCUUGUUUCCUUUUACUUAUUUUAUACAUUUUGGGUACUGUUUACUAUGUUACUACACAAGAAGAAAACACCUGCGAAAUGACAUAUAUGUUUGAAUAUCCUCAAUAUGUGAGGAUAACACUUUAUGAUGAAUUAGAAAAAGUUUUUCCCAGAUUUGGUUUAUAUGCAUACGGUGAAGGUUUUGUGACGGAAAAAAUUCGACGAAUGAAAUUCACUGGGAUUCCUGUUCUUUUUAUCCCAGGAAAUGCAGGUUCUUCCGAACAAGUGCGUUCUCUGGCUUCUGUUAGUUUGAGAAAAAGUUUAGAGGACAGAACACCAUUUCAUUUUGAUUAUUUUGCCGUACAUCUUGGUAAAGAUUAUUCUGCUUUAUAUGGCGGUGUUUUGAUGGAGGAAACAGAAUACGUAUCUCAUUGUAUUGAGAGAGUUUUAAGUUUAUAUAAAGGCAAAGUGAAUAAUGUUAUUCUAAUUGGUCAUUCAAUGGGGGGAAUUGUUGCAAAAGGUGCUCUACUUAUGUCGCCAAAGAUUAAUGCUAGUUUUGCAAGUAUUUUAAUAACAUUAGCAACACCACAUACGCCAACAAUUGUUUUCGAUAGAACUUUUGCAAAUUAUUAUCAACAUUUAGAAGCUUCAAUGGAUCAAUUAAAAUUAGCGAACGUUACAACAAUUUCCAUUGGUGGUGGACCCAGAGAUCAUUUAGUCACUGCUACACAAACAAUUGAUUCAACAGCAGAUAUGAAUCUUCUUUCAAAUGGUAUUCCCGAUGUUUGGAGAAGUACCGAUCAUUUGUGUAUUCUCUGGUGUAAACAAUUAGUCUUAUCAAUAGUUCGAGCACUUUUUGAUUGUGUUGACAUUAAGACUCGACCUCCAAUGAUAACUGCUGAUCCUGAGAAAAAAAUGCAAGCACUCUCCUAUCAUUUUCAAAAGCGAUAUUCAGGAAAACGUCUCAGACCAUUUCAGGAAAAAUUUAAUUUCGAAAGUGGAGCUUUAUGGAUAGAGGAUAUUCGCAAACAAUACGUGUGGUCUGGUAAAAAUUUUACCGAUGACGAAACAUCAAAAUCGGUUAUUUAUCUUAUGAUCAGAUUUAGCGAUUUUACCGAUCAAUUGACAAUUCAAACUCUCAAUUUGGAAACUAAAGAUUGGCUCUACGUUUGUUUGGCCUCAACUAUCGAGGGACAGUCAAGAAUUUGUGAAUGGGGAUGGAACUUGUCAAACCGAUCAACAAUACUACCGGAUAUAUUGUAUCGUCGAAGAAAAAGUGUCGAUUUAAAUGUCGAAGAACUCAAAGUUUAUAAAUAUUCUCAUGUAGUUGUACGAAUUCCUCCGGGUAAGGAGAGAAAAUACGUGAAUGUCCAAAUUGAUAUGUAUUCACGAUCAUCGCGAAUAUUAAAUUUCAAUGAGAAAUUUUCAUUACUAAAACGUCUUUUCAUUCCAAAGAAGCCUUUGACAAUAAAUACAACGCCAGGAGAUGUACGAUUUCACGUGAAACUAUUAGAAAUAACAAAUGCCAUAAAUGUGGAACUCAAAGUUUUACAAUGUGCCGAUUUGACAAAAUCACAAUGCGGAAUAGUCGAAUUAAUAGAGCCUUGGAAUCCUGGAGCAACGCAAUUUUUCUUCUUAACUGGAAGUAACAGUGAAUCAAAAACACUGCAAAUACAAACGAAAACCACGGAGGAUAAUAAUAUAGCAGAAUUAAGACUGACUUUGGAUUCAUCAUGCUCGUACAGUAUUAUUGUUCAACAAGCAUCGUUAGUGGAAAAAAUCUCAUGUAUAGUUCGAGAUCGAUGGAUGACUCUCUAUCCAAUAUCAAUUAGUCUUUUAUUAUUGGCAAUUGCUGUGCAAUUUGACAAUAAUCGUGAUUCUUUAUUGACAGCUGGAAUAACUUUAAUACUUUGUGUUGGUUUAGGAAUUAUUUUCGAAUGUUGCGUGGCUUUUAUUAUUUUACAUUUAUUAGCCAUUUGUGUUUGUUGUUCUGUCGUUUUUCUUGGCUCCGUAGCUCACAAUAUUGCCGUACGAUUUUUGGCACGUGCAAUAGCAUUUUCAAUAACAUGGUCCGAUUGGUUGCUUGGAGGUUUAAAUCAAUUGCCAAUUGUAACGACAAUAAUUGUCCUAUCAAUAGUUCCAGCGACAUGUGGUGCUCUCGCAAUGAUGAUUUCAAUUUUUUUACAAUUUUUAAAAUUAACACGAAUGUAUGAGGAUUAUUUGGAAGAAUUAUUUUUAGCAUCGAUGCGACAUUUUAAUUUAAUUAGAAAACGUGAUCAAAAUAAACAUGACAAUGAAAAUACACGACGAAAAAUCUUUAAUCAACUUCUUCUUUUUAUGGUAUGGAAUUUUAUAGCAAUAUUUGCUGUUCCAUCUGUUCUUGUGUGGGCGAAAAAUUUCAGUUAUAGUUCGAGAUUAACAACGGAAGAUCCAGUUUUAUUUUACAGUUGGAUUAUAUUAGUGGCUUGUGGAACUUUGGGAUUAGUAGAAGUUCCUUGUAAGAACAAUGGUGUAUUAACCAGAUUUAUAUCGUUUUUAUUGCGUUGUAUAGCUUGGAUAAUAAUUUGUCUCACUGCUGCUCCGAAUUCAUUUUUCUAUCAAUGGUGGUUACCACCAUCUGUGACUGUUUUUAUGAUAUUAAUAUCAUUUUGUUCAAUGAUAUUUUAAUAAGACUGCUUUUAAAGUACAAAAUUGAUUCUCAAAAUUAGAAAAUGCUCAAAUUGAGUUCAAAUUUUACACAUGUAGCUUAUAAUGUAUUUAUAAUAAACAAAUGUUUAUUAAUAAAUAUUUAGAUAAUAGAAGCGAUUAAAAUUUAACAUUUAUAUUAAAUGUUAUGUAUUGUUAUUUAAUUAAUAAAACAAAAACACUAAUAAUACAUUA